Chanos chanos (milkfish) is the source of this 2238-nucleotide messenger RNA. It is a transcript of the gene fam53b, whose product is annotated as family with sequence similarity 53 member B. Gene Ontology annotation, cellular component: nucleus. The transcript has 5 exons. The coding region runs from base 242 to 1459 and encodes 405 amino acids. Gene Ontology annotation, biological process: positive regulation of canonical Wnt signaling pathway; protein import into nucleus. The record is from RefSeq and is a predicted model, not a curated record. NCBI's taxonomy places the organism in Eukaryota, Metazoa, Chordata, Actinopteri, Gonorynchiformes, Chanidae.
UGUUUGUCGCGAGUCCUGCGGAUGAUUUUUUGAUAAAGUUAGUUUUACCAACAAACUGUUAACGCUGUCAACUGUUCAACACUCAACUCGAAAAGAUGCACUGUAUGGCCAUCGGGUGAGGUGACCUCUAGAGAACAUUCCAGAAGAAACCAAGGGCCCCUGACAUUUAUUUGAGUCUCACGCUACACUUGAAGAUGGACUCAGACCAAUCUUACCUGCACUGGAAUGGGUUGUGGCGAAAAUGUGUGUUGCCAUGGUGAUCAUACAGACUAAAACACUGGAAAAGAAGGGUGUUGAUGAUGUAACAUCCAAGGAGUCAAACUUGGAGCUGCGAUCGCCGUCGCUGAAGACCAUGAGCCAGGGAACGACCCUCUUCACUUACACAGGCAUGGAGACAGGUCUGUGGAGAGAUGUGGGCCGUGGCUGUGGAGGGCAUCAGCGCCCAGUUGGUUCCAGCUUAGAGAGCUUGUGGGAUGGGUUUCCCGAGGCCGCAGGCGCGGCUGGUUCCAUCAGUGGCCUUCUUCGAGACCUGAGUCUUAGCGAGACAUCUUCCGCCGGAGUCGCCGCUCCGCCCAGCAAACGGCAGUGUCGCUCGCACUCCUGCUCGGAGGAGCUGGCCAGCUGCAGGUCGUCGUGGCGACCGCAGGGUUCCCGCGUCUGGACGACGGUGGAGAAGCGGCGCUGCCACAGCGGGGGCAGCGUCCAGCGUGGCGGUAGCCUGGGGACGUCUUUCGCUCAGAUCGGUUUUCCAGCCAUGCAGCGGAGCUCCAGCUUCAGCUUGCCCACACGCUCCAACGUGCUGGAGCUGCCCUCUUUCGGCCAGGGCAUCCCAUUUCCUCCCUUCACCGGCCAGGUCACCAGCCCUUGCUCCGAGCCCCCGCGUCCCCUCUACCUCUCCGACGAACAGAUCUGCCUCCCCGAGCCUCGCGGACCCUCGGAGGCUAGCUCCCCAGACUCCACCCCUGAGCUGGAUCGGCGAACUGGGCAAGGGGGGCUGGCCAGGAGCCGCUCCCAACCCUGCGUGUUAAACGACAAGAAGAUCGGCAUGAAACGGAGGAGACCUGCCGACACUCACAAACAGAGGCCUUCACUGGAUCUUGCUAAAAUGACCCAGAAACUUCCAAAUUUCCACAGUCUUAGCUGUCCUGGGAUUACGAGUGACGACGGCUGCCAGUCAAGCCACACCCGGCCCACUUUUGACAGCGCAGACCGGCUGGAUUUUUCCUCUGUGUGUGAUCAAGGGACAGAACCUCACCUGGACACAGAGGAGGAGCAGGGAACCAGCGAGGAAUCAGUCAUCGAUGAACAGGAAGGGGACAUUUCCUCCUACUCGGAUUUGAUGCCCGGGACGGCCAAUGGAAAGGAGCGCGAACAGUUGUGGGCGGGACUAUGCGGGACGAGGAGAGAUGUUUAUCAGCUUGGUGGCGAACUGGACAUUGAACAGAUUGAGAGGAACUGAGAGAAUGAGAUUGUUAGUAGCCUAAGUUGAAGUGUAGUGAGACGUUGGAACGCUAAAGCAUGUGGGGAAAAGUUGGAUUAACUCAGGUUGAAGCUUGUGAUGAGGGAUCACCGUGAAGGUUGGAGGAUCUCGAGAAGAUCUCUCAGGGUUAGCGAUUCAGAGAUGAGUGCUGGGAAUGCCUUUUCUCUCUCUCUCUCUCUCUCUCUCUUCUCUGGGCCAUUGCUUGACGUUGGGUGCAGAUUGGAUAUCGUGGCUUGUCAGCAUUUGGAAAAGGAGGAAGCAUUAGGAAUCUCAGUUGUAUGUUCUCAAAGUCUAGAUCAGUUCUUAGCCUGAAUACCUUAAUGUACUGAAUGUGGAGCGAAUAGACCUUUAGGGUUUUUUUUGUUGUUGUUGUUUAAGGAAAAAAAAAUUCCAGCACCAAGCUUGGUGCUAAACGCUUCUGUUGAUGACGUUUCCUCCGAAAGUACAAAGGUUCACGAUGACAUGAAUGGAAAAAGGAGAAAAGAUGAAGAAGGAAAGAAAAAAAACAAAAACCUUUGAGAACUGCACAUGGUGGCUUUGGGUUCCUCCUUGACCUUUAAAUCAGAGUGAUCAUGCAUCCAAACACGAACACACACACACACACACGCACAAAAGACAUGGGCGUCAAACUUAACACAAAUAACAUAACAAGACAGUUGAACUGAUCUUUUUUCCCCCCACUGGUGAAACAAGCUAAUAGAAUUAAUUCUCUUUUUACAAUGUGUAACUACAAAAAGAAAAAAAAGAAAAAAAGCAAA